Chrysochloris asiatica (Cape golden mole) is the source of this 405-nucleotide messenger RNA. It is a transcript of the gene SPMIP10, whose product is annotated as chromosome unknown open reading frame, human C5orf48. Gene Ontology annotation, biological process: flagellated sperm motility. Lineage: Eukaryota; Metazoa; Chordata; Mammalia; Afrosoricida; Chrysochloridae. The transcript is spliced from 3 exons. Bases 1 to 405 code for a protein of 134 amino acids. The record is from RefSeq and is a predicted model, not a curated record.
AUGGCUUCAGGAAAAGACACGUGUCCAACUUUACCAAAACUCACCAAUAGCUGCUCUGAUGAGACCUCAUACAAGGUACCUUAUAAGUAUACUGAUGUUCACUUGCCACGGUUUUCAUUAAAACAAGGGAUGAUUCCAAGACAUUAUGUUAUGCCUUGGAAGGAAAGUAUGAAAUUCAGGAGUAUGAAUAUAAAGCAUGCAGAUGCUUGUGGUAUCUAUGCUGGUCCUUUAGAAGACUCUCUUUUUCUGAAUCAAAGUGAAAGACUUUGCCAUGGGGAAGAUCGGAAGAUUGUCUUGGGGAAAGGCCCACCAGAAAUAAAAAUUGCAGAUAUGCCUUUGCAUUCUCCUCUCUCCAGAUACCAAAGCACUGUGAUUUCCCAUGGAUUUCGAAGACGACUAGUCUGA